Molecule: messenger RNA, 1242 nt
Organism: Caenorhabditis angaria
Lineage: Eukaryota; Metazoa; Nematoda; Chromadorea; Rhabditida; Rhabditidae
Source: the annotation of a GenBank genome assembly
AUGGGAAAAACAGAAAUUCACGAAGCGGAAAAUGCAAAAUCAUGUUCAAAUCUCGAUAAUUCUUGUCCAAAACAAAAAAUAAAAAAUAAAAAAAGAAAGAAUAUAAGUCCAAUUCUACCGAAAAUCAAAAAAUUUGAAACGGAAACUGGAACGGAAUCUUUAUUGAAAAUCGAUGAGAUGUUCAGAAAUAGAUGGCACAUUGAAGGUAUUUUUCAAAUAAUUUGAAUAUUUCAAAAACAAAACAAAAUUUUGUAGGUUUAAUUGGCAAAGGUGGAUACGGUGAAAUAUAUCUCGCAAUUGAUAUGAAUCGAGCUGAAGAAGUUGCGAUAAAAGUUGAACCACAAAAGAGACAAGGAAAACUAGCGAGAAGAAUGAUUCUUGAGCAGAAAAUUCUGGUAACUAUGCAAGGAAAACCACAUGUUCCAAUGAUUUUUGCGUCAGGAAGGACUGACAAGAAUAAUUUUAUAGGCAAGUUUUUUUUUGCACUUCUGAGAAUGAGUUUUUAAAAAACACCCUGAAUCUACAGUAAUGCAGUUGUUGAGUAUAAAUUUGGGAGAAAUACGAAAAGCAAGUCCAGUCGAGAAUGUAAGUAGAGGUACAACUGGUCGAAUAUUAUUACAAGCAAUUGGAGCUCUUCGUGAUUUGCAUGAAAUUGGAUAUGUUCAUCGAGAUGUCAAACCAGCGAAUAUGUGUUUUGGAAUCAAUCGGAAAAAUCGGCAUGUUUUAUAUCUUCUCGAUUUCGGUCUCAUUCGUCGAUUCAAAACAGAAACUGGUGAAAGAAGAAGGGCCAGGGAAAAAGCGGGGUUUCGAGGAACAAAUCGAUAUGUGUCACUUCGAGUUCAUUCUCGAUUAGAGCAAACUCCUGCAGAUGAUAUGGAAUCACUUUUAUAUACGGCUCAUGAACUUUUGAUUGGAGAUUUACCUUGGAAAUAUUUGGAAUCGAAUAUUGAAAUAAAACAAAAUAAGAUUCUAAUGGUAAGCGUGGGAUUACUGUAAUAUUUUUGCUGUAAUAAAAUAUUUUAGCGAUUCGAACCAUCCAAAUAUUUUACAAAUCCCGAUUUGUUGAAUUUCGCCGAAGCAAUUUAUAGCCUUGAUCCACAAAUUGAUCCACCUUAUACUAAAUUACAAGAAAUUUUGACACCUUUGAUUGGUGAUAAAAAAUUAGAUGAUCCCUAUGAUUGGGAAGAACAAUAUUAUGAAGCAAUUGAUGAAUAUCAACUAUCUGAUGAAAGCAGCGAAUAG